Hydra vulgaris (swiftwater hydra) is the source of this 564-nucleotide messenger RNA. The record is from RefSeq and is a predicted model, not a curated record. NCBI's taxonomy places the organism in Eukaryota, Metazoa, Cnidaria, Hydrozoa, Anthoathecata, Hydridae.
AUGUCCAGUGAAAUUAUGUUAUAUAGUAUGUAUAAAAUAGAUAUGAGUAGCAAUACAAGUAAUGUUGAUAAAAGAGAGGAAUUAAAUGAGUAUUGGUGCAAUCGAUGGGCAAAUGGAAAUACGACUUGGGUCUUACCUGGUGUGAAUCCUUUUUUAAAAUUGUAUUUUACAGUACUUACUGGUGGUCAAAAUUUUUGUGAAAAAAGAGUGCUGGUACCACUUUGUGGCAAAACGCCUGAUUUGUUAUGGCUGUGUGAACAAGGUUUAUCUGUGACUGGUGGUCUUUUUGACUUUUGUUGGGACAUUAAUUCAUUAUCUGCUAUGAUCCCUGAUGAACAGCAGAUAUAUGUUGAUAAAUUAGUAUCUUUUUUAUCCUCUAAUGCACAUAUCAUCUUAAACUGCUUUGAGUAUGAUGUUGCUUUGCGUGGUGGAAAUCCCCCUCAUGUUAUUUUCAGAAAUAGACUUGAAAAGAUGUUUGGUAGUUCUUUCAUUUAUGAAGAGUUAUGUCGAAAUACUGAAGAUAAACUUCCAGACGAUGAUAUAAUACGUAAGAAUUCAAAAUGA